AUGACACGAGUUUUUGACUACUAAUACUUAGAGUAACUUGCACUCUAAUCAGUUCAGAAUCAAACAGACACUGGGUUAUUUAUACCAACUCCAUUUCCUAUACCUCCAUCCAUAUUAAAUGUGAUUGGAGUACUUUUAAUACUCAUUAUGGUGAUUUUAAGUAAUGCUGGUGGCUUGGGAGGGGGAGGUAAUUUGACUCCCUUCAUUAUGAUUUUUUUCAACUUAUCUUUGAUUGAAUGUAUCCCAAUAGGAAACUUCUUGGGAUUUAUUUCAGCUAUGUGUAGGUUUGUCAUCAAUUUUAGGUAAAAACAUCCGAAUAACCCUAGAAGAUUGGCUAUUGACUAUGAAAUAAUUGAACUAUCUAUGCCAUUACUAUAUUUAGGUACACUAUUCGGCGUGUAAAUAGGAACGAGACUUACCGAGAUUUAGCUGGCAAUUGUUUUUGCCAUAGUAUUAUUUUUUGUAGCCUUUAAAACAGCUGAAAAGGCUUAUAAAAUGAUCAGAGAAGAAAACAAAAAGGCUUUAGCUUUAAAUCAAAAUCAUUUGAGUUAUAUUGAUAAUCAAUAACUUAAGACUAGAUUGCUAAGUGAGGAUUAAGACUUGAUGCUUAAAAACCAUCAGAAAAUGAUACAGCUUUAAAAUGGACUAAUAGAGUAAUCAAGCUAGCUUUAAAGUAUUAUGAGAGAGGAAAGCUAACACUUCACAGUUAAAAGGUGUUUUAAUUUCAUAAUUACACUUGGGUUUUUGAUUAUCACUUCUAUGCUUUUGAACUCUAAAGAUAGAUUUGCAGUGAACAUUUACUAUCAGUAUCUUGCAGUGGGACUAUUCAUAAUUUACUCCCUUGUAUCAACAUACUAUAUCUCAAAGAAUUUGCAAAGAAAUUAUUAUAUCAAACUUAUAGAAGGCUAUCACUUUGAUAAGCAUGAUAUUACCUAUGAGAGCACCAAGCCAAUCAUCAAAGUCAUUUUACUCUGCCAUAUAUCAGGAAUCUUAGGUGGAAUAGUUGGAAUAGCAGGCGGCAUAAUUUUGGGUCCACUGUUUCUUUAGCUUGGUAUGCUCCCUGUUUUAGUUGCAAGCACUAAUUAGUAUCUAGCAUUAAUUUCCACUAUAGCAGUCUCAUUCCAGUAUUGGUAUCUGGGGAUGCUUAAUCUGCAGUAUAUAAUCGUUUUGGGCUCUGUUACUGUGCUUGGAUGCUAUAUUGGUAUUAAGUAAGUUUAAGUAAUAGUGCAAAAAAGUGGAAGGUAAUCAAUAAUGGUUGUUAUUCUUGCUAUUGUCCUCUUCCUAUCAUUUUCAAUGAUCCCAGUUAAAUACUGGCUUAAAAGUUUGGAGUGA
This is a messenger RNA of Stylonychia lemnae, 1332 nucleotides long. NCBI's taxonomy places the organism in Eukaryota, Ciliophora, Spirotrichea, Sporadotrichida, Oxytrichidae. The record is from the annotation of a GenBank genome assembly.